GAUGUGUCUUAGAGAGCUAUCUUCACCUUGAAGUCUUGGACACACGAUGAAGCUCUGUCUAGUUGUUGUUGUUGUUUGCCUGGCCUCUUUGGCCUCGGGUUUUACUCUGAAAAAAGCGCCGCAGGAUGGGCCAAAAGGACCGGAGAAACAACCUCUUUUCCGUCGUCAGUUUACCACCGAAUCUUCGGAUGAAAAAAGAAUGUUCGAAACCAGCUCCGAGGGGCCUUACUCAACCUCACCUGGUUCGGAUGAAAAAAGAAUGUUCGAAACCAGCUCCGAGGGGCCUUACUCAACCUCACCUGGUUCGUUUGAAAAACGCAAAGUCGGUGGCGACAAGAAAAAAGGCGAAAAAACACAUUCUCCGCAUGAUGAUCGUGAUGACGCUGUCGAGAAACGUCGCCGCCACCGCCAGCGCCACACUUGGGUAAUAGAAUAA
Messenger RNA from Mizuhopecten yessoensis (Yesso scallop), 436 nucleotides. RefSeq lists its product as uncharacterized. The transcript is spliced from 6 exons. The coding region runs from base 47 to 436 and encodes 129 amino acids. The record is from RefSeq and is a predicted model, not a curated record. NCBI's taxonomy places the organism in Eukaryota, Metazoa, Mollusca, Bivalvia, Pectinida, Pectinidae.